AUGGGCAUUGUUUCAUCAAAAGAAAAAAAACCAACUGAACAAGAGUCGAUAACUGAGGCUCAAAAAGCACAAUCUAAUGAUCAAGGAUCAACAAAUGAUCAAAAGACAGAAUCUAAACAACAAGAAACAGUAGGUGCAAAGCGUCCCAUCCAAAUUGAUGAUCCCAAUUUUUCUUCACCUCGUUCAAAACGAAAACCUACAAAAAAGGAAUAUGAUGAGAAAAAAGGAGGUGGUCGUGUAGGAUUAGAGGAACGUCCUGAACAUUUAGGUCCUCGUGAACCUCGAAUUCCAAAAAAGAAAGUUGCUUUAUUGAUCGGCUAUAACGGAACUGGUUAUCAAGGCCUCCAGCUUAAUCAAAAUGCUAGUUCGAUUGAAGGAGAACUUUUUAAUGUACUUUGUAAAGUUAAUGCCAUUUCAAAAGAUAAUGCAACUGAUCCUAAAAAAUCUGCAUGGAUGCGAGCUGCACGCACUGAUAAAGGUAUUGUUCAACGUAUUAAUGACCUUUUGCCUCCCCAAAUUCGUGUUUGGGGUUUUGUACCUGUCAUCAAUUCAUUCAAUCCCAAAAACCUGUGUGAUUCACGAGUUUAUGAAUAUUUAUUGCCUACUUGUGCCUUUAUGGCACCCACUGAAAAAACAUUGACAACAGAACCAAGUCAUGAAAACGACUUGAAGUUGGUAACCCCAGAAGGUGAAUAUCGUUACACAACACGCAGUACACCUAAAGAGCUUGAAGAACGUCACCAAUAUAGAGCAACAAAUGAUCAAAUCAAUAUCUUUAAACAAGCUCUCAAAUGUUUUGAAGGAACUCAUAAUUUUCACAAUUAUACAAAUGGAAAAUCCUUUAAAGAAAAAAGUGCUAAUCGAUUUAUCAAAAGUAUUGAUGUUUCUGAGCCCAUCUAUAUUGAUGGCAGUGAAUGGCUUAGUAUUAAGUUACAUGGUCAAUCAUUCAUGUUGCAUCAAAUUCGAAAAAUGAUUGCUAUGGCAUUACUUGUGACUCGUACAAAGACACCUAUUUCACUGAUCUCUCAAUCAUUUGAAGAAAAUAGAAUUAAUAUUCCUAAGGCACCUGCUCUUGGCCUUUUAUUAGAACGACCUAUCUUUAAGGUUUACAAUGAAAAGACACGCAUCAAGGCAUCUAAUGAAGUCAAACGAGAUAAAAUUGAUUUUGAUCUUUACAAUGAUAAGAUUGAGGAGUUUAAGCAUGAAUGGAUUUAUAAAAAGAUCUUUGAAACAGAACAUAAUGAGCAUGUAUUUGAUGGUUAUUUAACAUCGUUAGAUGCUCAUGUGGGUCCUGAUUACUUGUAUUUGAAUGAUAAAGGUGUAAUUCCAAAGGAAUGUUUAGUGGAAACAAAGUUUAACAAGAAGGGUAGUGAUGAAGAAGAAGAUGAAUAA
Messenger RNA from Cokeromyces recurvatus, 1392 nucleotides. Its product is annotated as pseudouridine synthase. Gene Ontology annotation, molecular function: RNA binding; pseudouridine synthase activity. The coding region runs from base 1 to 1392 and encodes 463 amino acids. The record is from RefSeq and is a predicted model, not a curated record. The transcript has 4 exons. NCBI's taxonomy places the organism in Eukaryota, Fungi, Mucoromycota, Mucoromycetes, Mucorales, Mucoraceae. Gene Ontology annotation, cellular component: nucleus. Gene Ontology annotation, biological process: tRNA pseudouridine synthesis; mRNA pseudouridine synthesis.